This is a messenger RNA of Megalobrama amblycephala (Wuchang bream), 4168 nucleotides long. RefSeq names its product adaptor related protein complex 5 subunit zeta 1 (gene ap5z1). The transcript has 18 exons. Bases 491 to 2971 code for a protein of 826 amino acids. The record is from RefSeq and is a predicted model, not a curated record. NCBI's taxonomy places the organism in Eukaryota, Metazoa, Chordata, Actinopteri, Cypriniformes, Xenocyprididae. Gene Ontology annotation, cellular component: AP-5 adaptor complex.
CUGGGUAUUUGUAUCUCGUCGGCGACAAAAUAGUGUAACAAACAUAAUCUAGCGGAAAGCGUUUGUUUUUCUUUCUAUGUAUGCUGCCUGGAAUUACUGCGGUUGUGUUUAACAAUGAUAAUGCCUGGUUGUUACUUGAAGAUGUUUAAUAAAAUAUAAGUUAAAUCUAUAUAUACAACUUCCGCUAGAUUAUGUUUGUUACACUAUAUUGUCACCGACUGGCAAAAGGAACCAUAUAAGAUCAUAUAUCUAUAUAUCAAUAUUCUAACCAGGUGUUUUUGUACCCAUAAAAUAUUCUACUUAUGAUAAUAUUAUAAUAUUGUAUGCAAAUUCUACCAUCCCCUUUUGUUCAACUUUAUCGCGGCCGACUGACGCGUAAAAGAGGAACCAAUUGUUGUCAUGUGAUUUGCUUUCAGGACAUCACAGCUGACGGAGCAAAUAUUUUGAUUCUUGUUUUUGGUUUUGACAUGUAAUUGCAUUGUUCUCAAAAAUGUAUGCUGCCGCGACGGAGAGUUUAAUAAAGCAGGCAAGAGAAAUAAAGGAGGAAGAGCUGCAGAGGUUCUGCGGGCGCAUAUUUAAGCUCCUCCACACUAAAGACGUUAGUGGAGACACAGUGGACUCCCUCCAGAGGCUCCAUCUGAUUGUUUCUGCUACUAAAUAUGCCAGAGAGCUUCCAUCAGAUCUGGUGCUGAAGCUGCAGACUGUUCUUGGUUCUUCAUCAUGUCCAGAGCAGCUUCUGGUUCUGUCCUCCUCCAUCAUACGGGAGAGUGUUCCUCCCAGCGUGCACAGUCUCUGCUCUGAUCUCAGUCAGGACAGCAGGACCUUUAGCUAUGUGGCCAGUGUCGUUCUCUCUCAGGCUGGAAAUAAAGAAAAUGUGAUCCCCCUUUGCCACCAUCUGCUGAAAAGUCUCGAGUCUCGGCUGUCUGACGGGCUGAUAUCUAAACAUGCACUUCCCAUUCUCUCUAAAAUGACUACUGCUUAUCCAGAGAUUCUCACAGAUGAUCAGGUGAAUCUGGUCAGUCGUAAGUUGGUGGAUUGGUUGCGUUAUGCCAGUAUGCAGCAGGGAGCCUCCAUGUCUUCUGGGGGAUUUUUCAGUGGGCCAAGAACACGUCAGCCAGCUCCACUGAUGGAGGUGGACGGGGUGGUAACGGGCGACUUCUUCACUGUGCUGUGUGUGGGCCAGAGCUACACUGAGGACCAGUGGAUGAAUAUGUACGCUUUCUCUAUGAUCAAGAGUUGGCUGCUCACUUACGACACAGACGGAACUACAAACACAGAAUCAGCUCUACUAAAAAAAGCACAGGUCAUUCAGUCACAGCAGCCAGAUGAUCGCUCAGAGGUGGACAGCUCAGUGAUGUCCAUGGUGUCAGCCACGUCCUCCUCAAGCAGACUACUUUCUCCCAAAGAGAGACUCCGAGAGAAGGCUUUUGAAUACUGUCAGCGUCUCAUUGAACAGAGUGACCGGAAAGCUCUGAAGAGGAUGGAUACAGAGCUACAGAAAGCAUGUAUCAUUGAGUCAGUGUCAAUAAUCGACAUCAUCUGUGGUGAGGACCCGUCGUAUGUAUACCGUGCCUUCCCCUGCAUCAAAGCCCUGUACGGCAGACUGAACGGAGACUUCACCUAUGCUCGAGCCCUGCUGCCUAUCGCUCAGUUCUACCUCAACCACAGCGAGACGGCCGCCGUGGACUCCGAGGCUGUGUUUUGCCAGCUCUUCAGCCACUGUCCCACCGAGCAGUUCAACGAUCCCAUGCUAGCUUUCGAAUUUGUCCAGUUUUGUCUACUCAAUUCCAGUGUGCUGCAGGACAGAGUGGCCAACUACAGACAGAGCUUCCCAAACCUCCUGAAGUUCUUAGCGUGGAACAGCUCAGGAUUGAUAGCAGAGUUUGUGGAGCUGCUUCCAUCACUAGUAGCUCCAGAUACAGCCAUUGAGUUACUGCACACUAUCCUUGAUCUGCCCUGCUUAGCAGCAACGCUGGACCUCCAGCAGAGAUCAGCGUGCUAUCAGGCUUCAGACCGUACCACGUGGGACCAGCAGGGGGCGAAGGUGGCCGCUUCACUGGAUGCCUUCCGCCAGCCGUCCUAUAGGGGGUUCUUCCUCUACAUCCUCAGACCGGAGGCUGGGACCGGAGACACCAUAGACAGGCUAAAACUGCUUCAUGAUAUUCUGGCUGACAUGGCGGAGAGUCCACGGGUCGUUCAAUGUGCUCAGGUCGUUCCUGUGCUUCUGCAUGUUUACUUCAACACUGUCACUCAGAAAGCUGAUGAGAAACUGAUGAACCAGCUGCUGCUGGUGCUGCUGGAGAGAAGUAGCCUGCUCUACAACAUCAAGACAUUUAAUGCUGAGGUCCAAAAGGUGUUCAGCACUCACCUGCAGACUCUGUGCAAACUCCACCCACCACUGAUUGUGGAUCAGUCCAGGGAGAUCCUGGAAUUUGCAGGCUCUCCUGCCAACAUUUUCAGUAAAGAAGACUUCUACACUCAUGUGGUGUGGGUCAUUGGCGAGUUUCUCUCGGUGUCAUACGACCCUCGCUGCACGGUGGAACUGAUCACAUCUUUCUUUGAGAGCUUGGAAGCGGUGCUUUUUGAGAUCACACAGGUGCGACAGUCAGCCAGCCCCCCGAGUUACUCCCCCCGCCUCAUCACUGUGCUCAUGACCACCCUGGCUAAACUGGCCACACGCAGUCAGGAUCUGAUUCCAAGAGCGUCACUUUUCCUGUCUAAGAUGCGGGUAUUUGCUCGUAGUGCUCCAGUAAUGGCGUGCUACAGUGAGGAAGACACUGAGGAGAUCAUCACACGAGCCCAUGAACUUAUUAACUUGCUCAAGUUGCCAAAUGUGGCUCAGUUUGUCCUGGCCCCUUCAGCAGGAGGCGACGGCCCCCGCUGGCACAGAGACACAAACGCCUCACUUCCUCAGGCCAUGAGAGCAGUCAGCGGUCUCCUCCAUAGACAUUCCAGCUUCCUGCCCACGUAAGCCAAUUCUAGGAACUCGCUUUUGAAGUAAGUGCACAGAAUACCAAGAGAGCGUUUCUGAAGGACACAAAGAGGGAGUUAAAGGAAAAGGGAGAGACACUGAAGCAAAACAGACAAGCACUUCAUCAUGAUUUUCACUUCUGCUGAACAUAUUCUUAUCAAUUACAAAUAUAUCAAAACAAACAUCAAGACUCAAGAGGUUUAUGGUUUAUUCUUUGAUUUAUUCAAAUGAUUGUUAGAGACACUUAUAAAAAAUUACACAUUCUAUGUGUUUAUUGUCAGGUUGUUACAUUAGUAUCAAAACUGUUAAAAUACAGCUUGGAUCAAAAAUCUAUGAAAGAAUUUUCCAUAUACAUGAAAUUUGACACGGUACAAAUGUCUUAGGUGCUUAUUGUCAUAUUAAUGUGGCAUUAUGACAAACUAUUUUACAUUCAAAGUCACAGUGCUUAAAAACAUACUCUGUCAUAUCUGAGAUUCCUGGCUAAAGCCGUGGUCACACUAGACUUUGAGCACGUGAAAUUUCUACGGACACGGCAAUGGUUGCACAAUGAUGUCACAUUCUGUCUUUUUAAAAAACAUAAUUCAACAUAUAACAUGUCAAAAAUUUAAAUAUAUUCAGUCUACUGCAAUGCUGCAGAUUUCAAGUUUGCAUUCUUUUAAUUCAGCUAAAAGGUCACGCUAUGGCAUAUCAAUCAAGUCUUUACGUGAUAUGCAUACGCAGGUCAGAGUUCACCAACAGGCCGAAAUGCAAAACGUCUUUGCUUGAGCUUGCGUGUCCUCUCUCCCACAUUCAUGUGCGUAUGAAAGGAAGUCAAUGGAACGAAAAGUGUAGUGUGUCAAGAGGUGAAACAGUCAUGCAGAGAACUGCUGGACACUAGUUACUCAUUGAACUGAUCACAGAUGGGAACAACCACACAAAAACACUCUGGAAAUAAACAAUUAUAAUUGUCUGUUAGCGUUAAAAGUGACGUUUUGGUUGCAAGAAUUUCAUCAAGGUUUGUAUUUUCAUGAGACCUUAAUUGGGUCUUACUAAAAAGAGGCACAUAAUUCAGCAAAGCAGCUUUCAAUGGGAGCUGAAUUGACUUGAAUUUUUAAUUUUACAUGGAUAAUAAAUCCUGUUAUCCCCUAUAUCUUUCUUUCACCUAUCUUACAAUCCUAUAGGAUCCAUUGUGCAACAAUUACAAAGCCAUUUCUAACA